Molecule: messenger RNA, 1741 nt
Organism: Marchantia polymorpha subsp. ruderalis
Lineage: Eukaryota; Viridiplantae; Streptophyta; Marchantiopsida; Marchantiales; Marchantiaceae
Source: the annotation of a GenBank genome assembly
CGUCUCGUCUCGUCUCGCAAGCCAAAACUCCCCAACCCAUCCCUUCUUCUCCUGGCUGUAAUUGCCCGCCUGGUGAAUGUUCUCACGUGGACUUGGCACUCCGGGAUCUAAAAGCAAGCUGCUACUCCGCUUUCCUAGCUGGUUUUUGUGAUACCGAUCAAUCCGUACGCGCCACGUGGAAUUCUCAGCAAUCACUGGCAGCCACGUCACCCGACCACGGAAGGGAACUGGUAGAGGAAUUUAGCAGCGCAGCGCAGUCCGGGUCUUAGCACCCCUUCUUCCCCUCGGGGCUGUCUGCUGAGGAGAAGUGACAGAGUGAUCCACUGAGUGGAUCGGAAGACAGAGACAUCGAGGGAGAGGGGCAGGGACGGUGAAGAAGAGGCGAAUAUCUGGACGAUUUCGAGGUUUGGGAGAGAGAGAGAGAGAGGGCGGUGCAGGUGGUGGAGUAGUUGGAGGGAGAUUUUGGUCGCCCAAUCGAUCGAUCGAUUGGUUGGCUGGGCAGGUCUUUGCCUCCGGCGUUGUCAUGGACGGUUGGGAUGCGAGCACGAAGAGUGUGGUGACGAAAAUUCCCUUGCUGGCUACCCGAGCCGGUCCACGGGAUGGUGCGGAAUGGACGAAACGCUUGAAAGAGGAGUAUCAGGCUCUUAUCAAGUAUAUGGAGAUGAACAAGGCCAAUGACAACGAUUGGUUUAGAAUUUCCUCUGGUGCAGAUGGCACCAAGUGGAAGGGAAAGUGUUGGUACGUUCAUAAUCUUCUGAAGUACGAAUUUGAUCUGCAGUUCGACAUCCCUGUCACUUACCCUGCAACAGCACCUGAAAUUGAGCUGCCUGAACUGGAUGGGAAGACAGCGAAGAUGUAUAGAGGUGGGAAAAUUUGUCUGACGAUUCACUUCAAACCUCUUUGGGCAAAGAAUUGUCCGCGAUUUGGAGUUGCACAUGCACUCUGUCUAGGACUGGCCCCUUGGCUAGCCGCAGAGGUGCCGCAUCUGGUGGAAACAGGCAUGAUCGUACACAAGGACAAUGUGACAAUUACCAAGACUGCAUCAUGAGUUCAGGUCCGGAAAGGUGCAAGUCAUUUUCUAGUGUCUGGAAACUCUUCAUGAAGCUGGAGCUAAGAAGAAUUGUGGGCAUUGAGUUUUUUCGGAAACUUUGCGGGCUUGUCGAGAUGAAACUCAAGUAAGAUCUUCCAAGCGUUUUGGCAAAUACUCAUUCGAGUAAGGAUGGAAGCGUAGAGGUUUCAUGUCCCAGUUCCCGGUAUCGUCUUUUCAUCACUCGAUCGGUAGAUCCCUGACGGUCAGUAUCGGAAGUGUAAAGAUACAUUCUAUGAGGAGCAAGAUGAUGACGAUUUGUUAGAUGGUUGAACUAUGUGGAAGCCUAAUCGUUAUAUUCGGCAGACAGCUGCUUAAGUUCAGUACUCGAUUUGACUUCGAUAAAGUGUAACUGCAGUCCGAAGAAGAAGUGCACCAACUCAUUGUGGAACUUGAGAAAGUUCGAUGAGUCACUCAGUUAUAGAUGAGACUUCCUGGACCUGAGUCGUCUGAACUCGGUCCCACACUUUGGAACAAGUACAUCAAUAGACCUCGAAUUUGCGUCCUGUAGGUUCCAGUUACUCUCUGUAAGUAGUGGAUUGGUGCCAUUUGGCGACGAGUUACUACGAAGGUUUGUACACUCCUGUUGAGAUGAGACGGAACAGAGGUAUUUCAUCUGCAUUGAAGUAUAUGUGUAGGCUAACUUUUUCUGGC